Striga hermonthica is the source of this 999-nucleotide messenger RNA. The record is from the annotation of a GenBank genome assembly. NCBI's taxonomy places the organism in Eukaryota, Viridiplantae, Streptophyta, Magnoliopsida, Lamiales, Orobanchaceae.
AUGGGUAAAAAUGGUGAGGGCAAUCAAGAUGCUGAGGAAUUUGAAUCUAUAAAACCAAAUUUAUCGGGUGGUGAUGUCUCAAAUGAUGACAUUAUCGAAUCUGAUAUUGAGUUGGAUAAUUCUGAUGUUGUUGAGCCUGACAAUGAUUCUCCCCAAAAGAUGGGUGACCCUUCACUUGAAGUGACUGAAGAUAAUCAAGAAGCUGCUCAGUUACUGAAAGCAAAAGCUAUUAAUGCAAUGACUGAUGGUAAGUUUGCUGAAGCCGUAGAUCAUCUUACAGAAGCAGUAUUGUUGAAUCCAAAGUCGGCGAUAUUAUAUGCAAAUAGAGCUAAUGCCUUUGUCAAACUAAACAAACCAAAUGCUGCAAUCCGAGAUGCUGAUGCAGCUUUGCAGAUCAAUCCUGACUUAGCAAAAGGAUAUAAAGCCCGGGGAAUGGCUAGGGCUAUGUUGGGCUUAUGGGAAGAGGCCGUUUCUGAUUUGCAUGUGGCUUCGAGAUUGGAUUUCGACGAGGAGACUGGCUCGAUCCUCAAGAAAGUUGAACCUAAUGCAAAGAAAAUUGAAGAGCACCGCCGAAAGUACGAACUCCUGAGGAAAGAGAAGGAGCUGAAGAAAAUCGAGCUCGAAAAGAAGAGGCAACAAGAUGCUGAAGCUGCUGCUGCCUUCAAAGAUGGGGAAGUAAUCGAGCUUGAUUCUCGCAAAGAUUUAGAAGAAAAGCUGAACGCGGCAAAAAAGGCUUCACGGCUGGCAAUCAUCUAUUUCACGGCCAAAUGGUGCGGGCCAUGCCGUUACGUUUCUCCAGAAAUCACUAGCUUAGCUAAAAAAUAUCCGAAAGUUGUGUUUUUAAAAGUCGAUAUAGACAAGUCAUCUGAUGCAGCUAUUGCAUGGAAUGUUAGCAGCAUUCCCAGCUUCUUCUAUGUUAAAAACGGUAAAGAGGUCGAAAAAUUCGUGGGGGUCGAUAAGAACACAGUCGAGAUGAAGAUUGUACAACAUGCCGGCUAG